This is a messenger RNA of Hyaena hyaena (striped hyena), 1736 nucleotides long. Its product is annotated as cytochrome b-245 chaperone 1. The record is from RefSeq and is a predicted model, not a curated record. NCBI's taxonomy places the organism in Eukaryota, Metazoa, Chordata, Mammalia, Carnivora, Hyaenidae. The transcript is spliced from 7 exons. The coding region runs from base 132 to 695 and encodes 187 amino acids.
UCGGCCGCCCCGCCCCCGACCCCGGAAGUCGGCGGCUGGCUGUCCGCCGCGAGGUCCGGCCCUGCGCCCGCGCCUGCUGCGUCCUGCGCUUGCCCGUCUCCUGUUGAGAGUGCUGCCCGCGGAGUCCAGGGAUGUACAUGCAGGUGGAGUCACGCACCAGCUCCUGCCUCCAUCUGAAGAGGGCUCCAGGCAUCAGGUCCUGGUCUCUGCUUGUUGGAAUCUUGUCGAUUGGCCUGGCUGCCGCCUACUAUAGUGGAGACACUCUGGGCUGGAAGCUCUUCUAUGUCACGGGCUGCCUGUUCGUGGCCGUGCAGAACCUGGAGGACUGGGAGGAAGCUGUCUUCAACAAGAGCACUGGGAAGCUUGUGCUGAAGACGUUCAGCCUGUAUAAGAAGCUGCUGACUCUUUUCCGAGCUGGUCACGACCAAGUGGUGGUCUUGCUGAAUGACAUCCGGGACGUGAACGUGGAGGAGGAGAAGGUUCGCUAUUUCGGGAAGGGCUACGUGGUGGUGCUGCGGCUCGCAACGGGCUUCUCCCACCCCCUCACCCAGAGUGCCAUCAUGGGCCACCGCAGUGACGUGGAAGCCAUCGCCAAGCUUAUUGUCACCUUCCUGGAGCUGCACCGCCUUGAGAGCCCCGUGGAGCUGUCUCAGAGCAGCGACAGUGAGACCGAUGGCCCCGGGUGCCGGAGCUGACGCCCGCAGAGCUCUGGACUUGCUUCUGGCGGCAGCCUCUUGGGCCUCAGGGGCCACAGGUCUUCCUCCAGAGCCUGGCUGUGCCCCUGGCAGCCCCAGGGUGGGACCCUCCUCCGUUCCUUCUGCUUGCUUCCGUCCUCUGAGCAAACCACAGGCUGGACCUUCUUUCUCUGUAGGCUUUGAGGUGUCCAGGGAGGGCCUGAGCCUCAGAUCUGCUGCUUCCUGGCAUCAGGCGACUCCAGCCCGGGCAGCGUGGGGACCAGGUCUCUGGAAUGGGAAGGAUGCCCAGGCUCCCCAGGGUGGGGGAGGGAGGUUUGCCAGCACUCGCUCCCUGCAGGCUGUUGAGGCCCCAGUACAGCAGGCGAGCGUAGGGCCCGCAGCUGGGCCAGGUUCUGAGGAUGCCUACGCUGGCGUGCCGUCCCCAGCGCGCCCUGCAUGCAGCCUCCCUUCCCUGGCUGGAUGUCCUCACUGGUUAGAGGUCCUUGCCCAGGAUCUGCAGGGCCCAGGGUCCUGUCUGGCUGUGUUCACUGCAGCCGUGCCCGAGGCCUCCCCGGCUCACAGACCACAGUCUCCAGCCAGGACUGCAGCUGGGCCGUCACAGGGCAGGGAAGGCCUCAGCCUAGGAGAAGUCUGCGGGUCAAGAAGAGGCUUUCCUGGCUUCACGGUGGGCCUAAAUGAGGGCAUCUCCCUUAGGAAUCAGGUCCUGGCUCCCUGAAACCAGGCAAGAAGUGGGCUGGGCCCACAGCUGCCCCUCAGUGGGGCCCAGGGCCGCAGGGUGGCGAGGGCCCCUCUGAGCGGGCACUCAGGAGGCUGUGUCUAGGAACGGCCAGGACACGGAGCGCCACAGUGUCCCCAGGCCCUGGGUUAGUGAGGACAGCAGUUUCGAUCUAGGAAGCAAGAGAAACGAGACUCUCCCCCUUUUCAGUGGUGGCUGCUAACUAGUCCUAAGUUGGGGACGCGGUCAUUUAUACAGCCAGAGUUAGGGUUUUAAGUGGUUAAAUCUGAAAGCUGUUUUCUAAAAUAAAGUAUGAAAUGCCGUAA